AUGGCAGGCAGCAGCCAGCGGGCGCCAUCCAAGGCUGGUGGCGGCGGUGGCGGCGGCGAGCGGCAGGACGACCGCGGCACCGCCCUCAGCCAAGAGAUGGCUCAGCACCUGCGCCACGACCCGCCUGAUGGCAUGGACGGGUGCGGAUAUGUGCCUGUGGGGGCGCUGGUGCGCAAGAUGGAGCAGGAGACCAGCGAGGAGGAGAUCAAGGCGAUUGCGGAGGCAGACGACAAGGGGCGCUACCAGCUGGGAGAGGAGGGCGAUGGCAAGCUGCGAGUGCGGGCGGUGCAGGGGCACUCAGUGCCCCUCAAGAACCCGCCGCAUUACCCGAUCAGGUCAGCUGAGGAGUUGCCGCUGGCGCUGCACGCCACCAGCCCCGAAAACUGGGAAAAGAUUCAGGAAAGCGGAGAGCUGCAGCGCAUGAGCCGCACACACAUCCACUUUGCGUCUGAGCCCAAGCACCUGCGCAACGAUGACUGGGUGGACCUGCGCGGCGCCAUCCAGGCGGGCAUCCCCUUCUGCCGCGCCGCCAACAACGUGGUGCUCAGCGAGGGCCCCAUCCCGCUCCAGUUUGUGCGCCGCAUCCGGCUGCGCGACCUGCCAGAGGAGUGGCAGAGGGCGAUUCCCAACCGUGACAGUCUGAUGGAGAAGGAGGAAGAGGAGGCGCAGACGGGCGGCUUCGGGAGGCGGCAGUAG
Chlorella variabilis is the source of this 696-nucleotide messenger RNA. RefSeq lists its product as hypothetical. Bases 1 to 696 code for a protein of 231 amino acids. Gene Ontology annotation, molecular function: tRNA 2'-phosphotransferase activity. Gene Ontology annotation, biological process: tRNA splicing, via endonucleolytic cleavage and ligation. NCBI's taxonomy places the organism in Eukaryota, Viridiplantae, Chlorophyta, Trebouxiophyceae, Chlorellales, Chlorellaceae. The record is from RefSeq and is a predicted model, not a curated record. The transcript has 7 exons.